This is a messenger RNA of Cynara cardunculus var. scolymus (artichoke), 1384 nucleotides long. RefSeq names its product F-box protein 7. Gene Ontology annotation, cellular component: SCF ubiquitin ligase complex. The transcript has 11 exons. The coding region runs from base 182 to 1165 and encodes 327 amino acids. The record is from RefSeq and is a predicted model, not a curated record. Gene Ontology annotation, biological process: SCF-dependent proteasomal ubiquitin-dependent protein catabolic process. Gene Ontology annotation, molecular function: protein binding. NCBI's taxonomy places the organism in Eukaryota, Viridiplantae, Streptophyta, Magnoliopsida, Asterales, Asteraceae.
AAGAACUCAUCCAUCCGCUUAUGGAGUCGGGUCAACCCGCAGAUAUUGAAGUCGGUCGUACAAAUUACUAACCACACGAAUCCCAUAUAUAUUAUUAUUAGGUCUUUACAUACCCAAUGAGGAAAGCUUUCCAAUUUCUCCAUGCUUCAUUUCCUCUUCGUCUCCGAUAUCAUCAUUGAUCAUGGCUUCAGAUUAUGGUAAAAACAUCGUGGCUGAGCUUGAAUCAGCAUCGCAGUUGAGGGCUGCAGGCUUCUUCAUAACACGAAGGCCAUGGCUUGAUUUAUAUGGGGUUAAUGUAAGACCAGUAGCUCCUUUCGGUAGCACGUGUAGUAAACCAGUGGUUGACUCAUCUCUGAUACAUAGAUGCUUGCCAGAUGAAUUACUGUUUGAGAUUUUUGCUAGAAUGACUCCGUACAACUUAGGGAAGGCAGCUUGUGUUUGUCGAAAAUGGAGAAAUACCAUACGUAACCCUGUGUUUUGGCGCAAUGCAUGCUUAAAGGCAUGGCAGCUCUCUGGUGUGGUGGAAAAUUACAAGCUUAUGCAAUGUAAUUAUGAUUCCUCAUGGAGGAAAAUGUGGCUUUCGAGGCCAAGGGUCCGCAUGGACGGUCUCUAUGUCAGUAGGAACACCUAUAUUCGUGCUGGGGUAGCGGAGUGGAAGGUCACGAAUCCAGUUCAUGUGGUCUGCUAUUUCCGUUACCUCAGAUUUUAUCCUUCUGGCAGGUUUCUAUAUAAGAAUUCAUCUGAGAAAUUAAAGGAUGUUGUGAAAUUCAUGAACUUCCGUUCCACUAAAGCUGAGAUGUGUCAUAGUGGCCGCUUCACAAUAUCUGAAGACAAGGUCGAAGGUGCUCUUUUGUAUCCUGGACUGCGUCCUACUAUUUGGAGAAUCCGCUUGAGGUUACGAGGUACAACAGCAGGGGCAAAUAAUCGGAUGGAUCUUCUAUCGAUUGUUACAAGUGGUGUGCAAGAGAGUGAGGUUCCAGGACCCGACGGAGAUAUUCUUGGAGUGGUUGAAGGGUGGCAGGAUGAUGAAACCCACAAUCCAGAUGUACCUGCUAUUUCUCACACAAGAGGUCUAACACCCUUUGUGUUUGUUCCAUUUGAAGAGGCGGAAACAUCAGUUCUAAAUCUGCCGGUGGAACGGAUGGAUUAUUAUGUACCGGGUUGAACGGGUUGCGCAAUGGAGAGAGGAACCGGUAUUUGUAAAUAAAAUUAUAGACCAAUUAUAUUUGUAUGUUAUAUGAGAAUGUUAGCCAUCAGUUGAAAGGUUCCAAUAUAUUUUAGAAUACCAUCUUGGGAGCCGCAGAUACGAAAACAAAUGUAUCUCGAGGUUGUGCCUCACUUCUUGAUACCAUGAUUUGGUCGUGAGACCAUGAUCGAAUUGUGA